CACCUCCGUUCGGACCAGGUGGACUGGAAGGGGCGGAGGUAACCAGAAGAGGCCAGUGGUGGCCGCCAGUGGUCCUCCACCCCCUCCACGCAGCGCUAGCGACAAGCGUGCCGGGAAGCGGGAGCGAGCGGCGAGACCAGCUGCGUUCUGGGCCCCGGCACCGCUGCCAUCUGCUCUGCGAAGCACCAGGUCGUCCCCGCCGCGCUCGGUUCGAAGUCGGCCACCAUGGAGGCACAGGCACGAGGUUUGCUGGAGACGGAACCAUUGCAAGAAAGAGAUGAAGACGCCGUAGCCAGUGCUGACUUCUCUAGCAUGCUUUCUGAGGAGGAAAAGGAAGAGUUAAAGGCAGAAUUAGUGCAGCUAGAAGACGAAAUUACAACUUUGCGACAAGUUUUGUCAGCGAAAGAAAGGCAUCUGGUUGAGAUAAAGCAAAAACUCGGCAUGAAUCUGAUGAAUGAAUUAAAACAGAACUUCAGCAAAAGCUGGCAUGACAUGCAGACUUCCACUGCCUACAAGAAAACACAUGAAACCCUGAGUCACGCAGGGCAGAAGGCAACUGCAGCUUUCAGCAAUGUGGGGACGGCCAUCAGCAAGAAGUUUGGAGACAUGAGGUCUCACUCCAUCGGCUACUCCAUUCGCCAUUCCAUAAGUAUGCCUGCUAUGAGGAAUUCUCCUACUUUCAAAUCAUUUGAGGAGAGGGUUGAGACAACUGUCACAAGCCUCAAGACGAAAGUAGGUGGGACGAACCACGGCGGAGGCAGUUUUGAGGAGGUGCUCAGCUCCACGGCCCACGCCAGCGCCCAGAGCUCUGGAGGCCCCCGGCGGGCGGAGGAGGAGGAGGAGCUGCAGUGCUAGGGGCAGCCAGCCGGGGCCAGUCCACCAACCAGCCAUGCCCCGCCGGCCUCUGCUCACACCUACCCAGAUAGGAAGACCAAAAUCCUACUGGGAGAAACCCAAGCCUUGACAUGGUUACUCAAAUGGCCUCUCCAGAAAGUUUAAUAAAAUGAUUUCCAUUUGUAUUUGUGUUGACGAUGGACCACUUAACCAUCGCUCAUAGAUUGUUACCUUUUAAAAUGUCCCACCUUGAGCAGGUACACAAUUGGUGGUAACUCUUCUCUGCGUAAUUCCAGGUCUGUUUUCCAAACGUGUAGCUAGUAUUUGCUUUCAUUCUUGCUUGGCCUCCUGUGCGAUGUGCAUGUCCUGGAAGGCUGAGGGAACCCUGGGGAUCAGCAGGGUGGAUCUCCUUAUGACUGUCUCUGGCAAGUGGAUGACUUCCUGCAAACCCCAUCUAACCACUUGUCAUCUCCUUCCCCUACAUCAAUUAUGUCCGCUUAUUUAAACAAUUAAAAUAAUUGGUUUUAA
This is a messenger RNA of Otolemur garnettii (small-eared galago), 1362 nucleotides long. RefSeq names its product tumor protein D52 like 1 (gene TPD52L1). Lineage: Eukaryota; Metazoa; Chordata; Mammalia; Primates; Galagidae. Gene Ontology annotation, biological process: positive regulation of apoptotic signaling pathway; positive regulation of MAP kinase activity. Gene Ontology annotation, cellular component: cytoplasm. Bases 226 to 855 code for a protein of 209 amino acids. The transcript is spliced from 8 exons. The record is from RefSeq and is a predicted model, not a curated record.